UGAUGCUUAGUAAUGGGAAACCAGAGCAGCAGAGUAAGUGACUUGCUCUUCUGUGCCCUUGAAGACCUCUCUGAGAAAGACUUCAAAGAAUUUAAAGACAAAUUGCUAUAUUCCAAAUUUAAGGUGAAAGGUAAUAUUUCUCGAAGUCAGCUGGAGAAUGCUGACAAGAUAGACACUAAGAACCUCCUGAUGAGAUUUUAUGGUGAAGACACUGCAGUCAGUGUGGCCAUAGAAGCUUUAAUGAAAAUCAAUCGCAGAGAUACUGCUGCCAAACUCAGAGGAGAGAGAGAGAAAGAUCUUGGCCUGAAUAAAAUAUCAUUGGACCUGACAGAAAAUGAUUACAGAGUGAAGUAUAGAGAAUAUAUAUUCAAAGAGUACCAAUACAUAAUAGACAGGAAUGCUCGUCUUGGUGAGACUGUGACUCUAAACAGCAGGUACACAAAACUGAUUAUGGUUAAUGAACAUCGUCAUGAAAAGGAAAGAGAACAUGAAAUCAUGGCCAUGGGACAGAGACAUGCAGAAAUCAUGAAGAAACAAGCAAUUUCUUCAAUUACAAUAGACAGUCUUUUUAACCCCAAUAAAAAUGGGCAAGUUCCAGAAACUGUUGUGCUGGUGGGAGCUGCAGGAAUUGGAAAGACAGUGACAGCAAGAAAGAUCAUGCUGGACUGGGCAGCUGGAAAGCUCUACCAGGAAAAUUUUGAUUAUGUUUCCUACAUAAAUUGUAGGGAAUUGAACCUUCUUACCAAUGACAAAAGUGUGGCAGAUAUAAUUCUGAAAAACUAUCCAAUUAAUAAUGCACCAAUUGAACACAUUUUCAUGCAUCCAGAAAAGCUCCUCUUCAUAAUUGAUGGUUUUGAUGAACUGAGGUUUAAUUUGGAUCAGCCUGAAAGUGAUCUGUGCUCUGAUCCCUGGGAGAAGAAAGCAGUGGAAGUCAUACUGGGUAGUUUAUUUAGAAGAACAGUUCUCCGUGAAUGCUACUUGAUAAUCACUACCAGACCAAUUGCUCUGGAGAAGCUCAGACAGCAUGUGAAAUGUGCUUAUUAUGCAGAAAUCCUGGGAUAUUCUGAAGAGGACAGGGAGGAGUAUUUCUACAAGUUCUUUGGAAAUGACAGGCAAGCCUUGCAUGCCUUCAACUUUAUCAGUGAAAAUGAAGUUCUCUUCACCAUGUGCUUUGUCCCCAUCAUGUGUUGGAUCAUCUGCACGGUUCUGAAACAACAAAUGGAAAGGGGUGAAGAUCUUGUACAGACCUCAAAGACAGUCACUGGAGUGUAUAUCCUGUUCCUCUUCUGCUUAAAAGACUCUUCUAGCAGUAAUUUAAAGCUGCAGAUGCAAACCCAGAUGAGGAGACUUUGUUCUCUGGCUGUGGAUGGGAUCUGGGAGCAGAAGAUACUCUUUGAGGAAAAAGAUAUCAAGAAGCAUGGCUUAGACCAGGCAGACUUUCUCCCCCUCUUUCUGAAUGAGAACAUUUUUCAAAGAGACAUUGGCAGUGUGAGUGCCUACAGCUUCAUUCAUUUAAGUUUCCAAGAGUUUUUUGCAGCUUUGUUUUAUGUUCUGGAAGAGGAUGAGGAUACAAGGAAGGAUUCAGUGACUCCCAAAAGAGAGGUGAAUACUCUUCUAGCAUACUAUGGAAAGUCUAGGCAUUAUUUGAUGCUAACUGUGCGAUUUUUGUUUGGUCUCUUAAAUGAGAACAGAAGGAAAGACAUAGAGGAAAAACUUGGCUAUAAAAUGUUACCAAAUCUGAAGACAGACGUAGGAACUUGGAUUAGCUCAUUUUAUCCAUCAGCAAAUAACCAAAUUGAAGAUCUUGAGGCAUUGUACUGUUUGUAUGAGAGCCAAGAAGAGCAACUUGUGAAAAAUGCAUUGAUGCAUUUCACUAAAUUAGAGUUACGGGGGAAGCUACUGACCCCAAUGGAUCAACAGGUUCUUUCUUUCUGUGUAAAAUCUUGCCCCCAAAUGAAGUCACUUCUUAUAUGUCACUGUGGAUUUAGACUUGAAAGCCAUGAGGAAAAAGAAUUCCAAGGGCCAUCAAAGCAGUUGUGCCAGGAACAAGGGACUCAGUCCCCUAUUUACCUGCUCUGUCAAGCACUGAAGGAGCCAAACUGCAAAUUAGAGACGCUAAAGUUGUGGAGUUGCAAUCUUACAAGUUCUUGCUUUGAGGAUCUCAAUUCUGUUCUCAGAAAAAAUGACAGCCUGAGAGAGUUGGACUUAGGUGACAAUGUUCCGGGAGAUUAUGGAGUGCAGGUGCUUUGUGAAGGAGUGAAACAAUCAAAAUUGGAAAGACUGGGCUUGUGGAGUUGCCGUCUCACAGGGGCUUGCUGUGGGGAUCUCUCUGCUGUGCUCAGCACCAAGCAGAGCCUGAUAGAGCUGGAGCUGGGUCACAAUGAUGUGGGGGACUUCGCAGUGCGCAGGCUCUGCGAGGGACUGAAACAUCCGAACUGCAAGUUACAGAGACUGCGGUUGUGGUGGUGCAAAUUCACAGGCACUUGCUGUGGGGAUCUGGCAGCUGUUCUCAGGAGCAACCGAAGUCUGGUAGAGCUGGAGCUGGGUGGUAAUGAACAUCUGGGAGAUGCUGGAGUGCAGCAGCUGUGUGAGGGCCUGAAGCAUCCAAACUGCAAGUUGCAAAAACUGGGGUUGAAUGAUUGUGAUCUCACAGCUGGUUGCUGCAGGGAGCUGUCCAUAGUUCUUAGUACUAGCCAGACCCUGACAGAGCUGGACCUGCGGGAGAACCAGCUGGGACAUUCAGGAGUGAAGCUGCUCUGUGAGGGGUUAAAACAUCUGAAUUGCAAACUGCAGAAAUUGCGGUUGAGCCGUCACAUGGUUCAGAAAGAAACAAAGCAAGAGCUGGGUGCUGUGAAAGAAAUUAAGGCCGGUCUGGUCAUAGAGUCAAACUGGUGAUCAGGACCCCCUGUUCCAACAUACCCUGCCUGCAUGGCCUUGGAUCAAGCACGCCUUGCUAGGCCAAGCACCUGAACUACCACACCUGCUCCUGACCUCUAGUGAAGGCAACGGCCUCAGUUUUCUGCAGUCGAAUUGGUGGCCAAAAGUGCCACACACCCCUGAUAAGCACACCUGUAGCUCCAGACUCUAGGUAUGCCUUGGCACAGCCUCAGACUAUUCUGGCAAGCUUUGUGUUCAUAGCUCUCCAGUUGUCCUGGCUCCUGACUUGGCUUUGGCUUUCUCUGACCCAGAUCUUGGAUCUCCCCUGCACCUCAGCACCGGCCCUGCUUUCUCUGGUUUUCUCAGCAUCCUGACUCAGCUUGGAUUUCUUGACCCUGACCUCAGAUCUUCUUUGGAAAUCAGCACCAGUUCUCUGACCCCUGGUUCCUGAUUUUGGCUUAUGCCCUGGAUUGAAUCUCUUGGUUCUCCCCUUUCGGCCCCAGUAACUUCUGCCUCAGCUCUGCUGACCCCCAGGUCACCCCUAGUGGUCUAUCACAAGCCUAACCACUCACACCCUGGUUGAACCCUCACACUACCACUACCCAGGGGAGCAGGAGGGUCUGGCCGAGGGAAUUACUACCACAUGUGGUGGGGGCUGGGAGGCCACUUCUACUGAAGGAGCAUGAAAGAAUCUUGAGGAGCAGCUGGUUUGGCGACAUAUUUGAUCUGAUGUUAGAAGGGGAUAGUUGGUUAGUUGGAGGGAACAGGAGGGAGGUAGGGAGUCAGGAUAUAGAAGACAUGGGACCAAGAGAUGAGAGGGGUGUGGGAACGGCCCUCUCGCAGUCCUUGUGGGAACAGCGGAGAAACGUGAGGGCCCAUCUCUGGACCACCGUGGAGUUUCUGUUCUGGCACCACAAUUCAUUUGCUGUUCUUUGUGUAUCUAUCAGGGUGUCUGCUAUGAUAGGAUUCCACAGCUGCCCACUUUACUUGCUCCUUGCACAUCCCUACUGUUGGCUUGUGCAAGGUUUGAUGGAAUCCAAUAAAGAUCACAAAAUCACA
This is a messenger RNA of Alligator mississippiensis (American alligator), 3936 nucleotides long. Its product is annotated as NACHT, LRR and PYD domains-containing protein 3. Lineage: Eukaryota; Metazoa; Chordata; Crocodylia; Alligatoridae. Gene Ontology annotation, molecular function: protein binding. Gene Ontology annotation, cellular component: cytoplasm. The transcript has 9 exons. The record is from RefSeq and is a predicted model, not a curated record. The coding region runs from base 13 to 2895 and encodes 960 amino acids.